Messenger RNA from Brienomyrus brachyistius, 1735 nucleotides. It is a transcript of the gene rpp40, whose product is annotated as ribonuclease P/MRP 40 subunit. Gene Ontology annotation, molecular function: ribonuclease MRP activity; ribonuclease P activity. Bases 125 to 1207 code for a protein of 360 amino acids. The record is from RefSeq and is a predicted model, not a curated record. Lineage: Eukaryota; Metazoa; Chordata; Actinopteri; Osteoglossiformes; Mormyridae. Gene Ontology annotation, cellular component: multimeric ribonuclease P complex; ribonuclease MRP complex. Gene Ontology annotation, biological process: tRNA 3'-end processing; endonucleolytic cleavage in ITS1 to separate SSU-rRNA from 5.8S rRNA and LSU-rRNA from tricistronic rRNA transcript (SSU-rRNA, 5.8S rRNA, LSU-rRNA); tRNA 5'-leader removal. The transcript has 8 exons.
UCGUCAUCUAGAUGACCAUACUGAAAGUAAACAUUUUCACAUGAGGUGCUAUGUAGAGUAGUCGAGUUAUAUAAUGCUGCAAAGAACCAGUUUUUACUUCGUUAUACUAGAAUUGUAAGUAACAAUGCAUCCUGAAUUACUGCGGUCCCCGAGAAAUAUAUUGGUAUGUGAGAAAUCCAAUUUUAUGAAUGAAAAAUCCAAACACGACUUACACGUGCUCAAGCACUAUUUCAACUACAAGGUAUCUGUUUUCAUACCCGAGUGCGGAAUCCUUCCCUCGGAAGUGAACGACGCCAUCAAUGGUUUCACAAAAUAUUAUCUGGUUAAGGAUUUACCUGUGUAUGAGUUGUUGGAAGAAGAAUGUUUGGAGAAAACUGUAAAGAAAGGUCGUUUCUAUGCCCUGUCGCACAACAGGAGAAUCGACCAAGAUGACGUUGUUGCCAUCCUCCCAACUGGCCAGAUGAUUCUGUCUGUGAAUAAAGACAUGUAUGAACAAAUGGGUUUGGAGGGAAAAGCUUCACAGUACACCCACAAACAGCCCACGAGAUACGUGGUGACUGUAGACCUCACAGACAAAUCUAUGGUUCCGGGUUCGAAACGGUACAACCGAGUGUUGUGGGCACUUAAAGAAAAAGUUCCAGUUAAAAUGGACUUCUUGCUGGCCAGACACAGCACUGUGGCCGAUGAGGGUGGUAUGCUGCCUCCCCGCCUCUCCCAGUACCACUGCAGGGAGCUCCAGGCAUCCGUCAGCACCCAGAAGCUGAGCAGCCUGCCCUGUCCUGUCCUGCGUAGCUGUGACAUUCGGGGGGAGGGCUCCUGUGAGCCGCACCAGUUCCUGGAGUGGCUGGGGGCCGUCACCAUGAAAAUCGACUGCAACAAUGACGCGACCAGCUUCUUGUCAACAUACUCGUGUCCGGAACAAUACAACACCUUAAGCCAGGCCUUGCUGUGCUCCAUCACUGGCCUCUUGCUGCCCGAGGACAUUCAGUCGCUGCUAGAGAAGCUCCGGAGUUACUUUGAGCAGCCCAAGCUCACAUCCUGGCUGUCGUUGGUGGUGCACGGCUUCGCCGACAGCCCCGUGUCCUGGGGGAUGGCAGAGCACGGCUUCCACAAGGGCGGCGAGAAUUUCUACAGCUUCGUGGUCUUCGGGAACCAGGACUACUGGCUGCACAUGGGCACCGGGGCGAACGACAGUUGCCCUCCGUGACAAGUCUCGCUGGUCUGUCAAGUUCCCCGCGAUUAAGAGAGCAGCCAGGUGAGCAGAGGGCCUCUGGAAGCCACUCUUCUCCCAGGUUAUCGAGCUGAUGAAGCUGUCAGCCAGCUGUACUCAGAAGAAUGUUACAGAAAAAUCCAGUUCAGGUAGUGUAAUGUGUUUCCCAAUCUCUUCCUUUGGGAUCUGGGGGUCCUCAAGGACUGUGUUGGGAAACACUGGUGUACUGGACUAGAGAUGGUGCUCCUGUCCAGUACAGACAUAAAAACAGUGUAUAUUUACCUCCUCUUGAGGUCUGCAGCCGUACUGAGAGGCAACUCUUUCGUUUCAGUCCUUAUUAUGAGAGUUACUACCAUAUAACACAGAUUGCGGAAUAAUGUAAACCAGUGUAAAAACAUCUGUGCCGUAAUAUUGUUUCUAAAUGCACUGCGAGUGGAUGGACUGGUAUGACAACCUGGUCUUUUUCCAGUUGCAGGUUUUUCUGUUGCACAGUGAAUGUUUUCAAUAAAUGAAGAGAGAGAAUCA